CCACCCUUUUAACGGAACCAUAAUCACACCCCUCCACAAGCGCCUAAUGUGUCUCCCAUGGAAUCCUAUAUACACUAGACUAGACUCAGAUACCUGUGAUAUUUAUAUACAUUUUACACACAACAUAUAUCUUUACAGAACAUAGAGAGAGAAAGAUGGCUCUACUCAAGCUCUCUUCUCCUUUUCUUUUACAAAAGUAGUCUGUAGUCAUCUCUCUCUCUCAGAUUCUUCUUCCUCUUCUUCCCACCUUGUCUCCAUCUCUUUCCCUCCAUCUUUCUCUCUCUCUCCAUCUCUCUCUCACCACCUCCCUCCAUCUCUCUCUCUCUCUCUCUCCCCCACACACACUCUCUCUGUUGCAGAUGUGAAAGAAACAUGCAUCUGCUAUCUUCUUGUUAUAAUUCCUAGUAGCAUUGUUCCAAGCUCCUGCCUUCACUUGAUUCUUUACUGGUAUAUCAAGUUCUGACCUUGAAUGUGCUUGAUUUAAGUUCUAAUUAGCAGAACAUAAAAUCUAGACCAAUGACAAAGGUCAGUCCAGAGCUUGGAUAUGAGGGGCAAAUGCCCGUGUCUGCAGACGUGAGCUUUGCUUCAGAUCAUUUUCCUGAAUACAAGCUAGGUCCUGAUAAUCAAGUCUUGGAGGAGGUGAAAGUUAAUACGGAAGGCCCAUCUUUAAAGGAGGUGGUUGUGCAGGAAACUUCUUUGUUGUCAGAGCAGCAUAAACGUCUUUCUGUUCGAGACCUUGCCAGCAAAUUUGAUAAGAAUUUGACUGCUGCUUCUAAAUUGUCCAAUGAGACGAAACUCAGAGAUGUGGUGUCUUUGGAUGGACAUGUUCUUCUAAAGAAACUUAGGGAUGCACUAGAAUACCUAAAAGGGCAGAUGACAGGUGAAAACAAGGAAGAUAUGGAAAAAGCCAUUUCCAUGGUGGAAGCAUUAGCAGUAAAGCUGACUCAAAAGGAAGGUGAGCUGAUUCAAGAGAAGUAUGAAGUCAAAAAGCUAGCAAGCUAUCUCAAACAGGCUUCAGAGGAUGCCAAAAAGUUGGUCAACCAAGAAAGAUCCUUUGCUUGUGCUGAAAUUGAGAGUGCUAGAGCAGUAGUUCAGAGAAUCGGAGAAGCCCUUGAUGAACAAGAAAGGAUAUCACAAACGUCAGAGAAACAGGAACUGAAGGAACUAAUGGAGGAGGUUCAGCAGGCUAGAAGAAUUAGAUUAUUGCAUCAACCCAGUAAGGUGAUGGACAUGGAACUUGAGCUUCGAGCACUUAGACUUCAAAUUCAAGAGAAAUAUACAUUUUCUCUUAAGCUUCAAAAACAGCUGACAAUGAGUAAGUGGGCUGAGGCAAACAAGUUGAGUAUGUAUGAGUUAACUGGGUCUGAAACAUUAGGAUCCAUUAUACGAGUCCAACCUCGCUCAGGGGAAGCUCUGGAGCUCUCGAGAUGCUCAAUUCAGUGGUAUCGUUUGUCAUCCGAAAGUAACCGAAGGGAAUUUAUUUCAGGUGCCAAUAAAUCAAGUUAUGCUCCGGAGCCUUUCGAUGUUGGCCGAAUAUUGCAGGUUGACAUUACCUCAAAUGGCCACAAAGCUGCAGUUACGACUGCUGGUCCAGUAGAUCCAGCUGCUGGAGUGGGAACUUAUGUUGAGACGCUUUCACGGAAAUCCAAUACCGAAUUCAGCGUUGUCAUUUCCCAAAUGAAUGGUAGGAAUUACUCGUCACAUUCCGUUCAUUUGUUUCAUGUGGGGAAGAUGAGAGUAAAACUUUGUAGAGGAUGGAUUACAAAAGCUAGAGACUCAUAUUCGACAUCUAUGCAGCUGUGUGGAUUUAGAGGCGGUGGAAAUUUAGCAGCCAAAUCUUUGUUUUGGCAAGCAAGGAAAGGUCAAUCCUUUGUGUUGGUAUUUGAUUCAGAGCGAGAUAGAAAUGCAGCCAUUGUCCUUGCCAGAAGAUAUGCUCUCGACUGUAAUGUUGUGCUUACUGGGCCUGACGAUAUAGCAUCCCUGUACAUCUAACCAACUGAUCUAUAGAUUUGAACUAAUGCUGAGAGUAUAACAAAGGGGGUUUUAAGUGUGAUUUAGUUAGUGUUUGCAGGGGGAUGGACAAGCCAUUCAACUAAUAUGGUUACAUCCUUUUUAGGCAUAGUUUUUUUGUUUUGCCUUGUCAUUGGUUGUAACAUUUUUUUAUUUUUUAUUUUGCUGUUUGUUUAAAAUCUUUCAAUGCUUAUUGUUCUCGCUGAUUGCAUUAUAUGAAUCUAUAGAAGAUUUGGUGUGGCGUCUA
Messenger RNA from Daucus carota subsp. sativus, 2257 nucleotides. Its product is annotated as stomatal closure-related actin-binding protein 3. The coding region runs from base 517 to 1992 and encodes 491 amino acids. The record is from RefSeq and is a predicted model, not a curated record. NCBI's taxonomy places the organism in Eukaryota, Viridiplantae, Streptophyta, Magnoliopsida, Apiales, Apiaceae. Gene Ontology annotation, biological process: regulation of stomatal movement; actin filament organization. Gene Ontology annotation, molecular function: actin binding. The transcript is spliced from 14 exons.